AUGGAUGAAAUACAAAAGAUCGAACAACAGGAGAUAAUGGUGGAGUUAUUCUCCAUCCUUCAUGAUUUGAAAUCGUUUAAGAUCCUGGCUAAAGAUUUCGAUAAUAAGUUGGGUGUGAUAAGGUCAAAGUUGAAUAAUGUGAAGUAUCACCUUCAUAGAAUUGAGAAUAUAACUGAAUCUAUUGAUGAACGAGAAGCUAAGAUUGAAAAUACCUUGUGUAACAACAAUAAGAAGAUAGAUUUCUUGAACGAUUUCAAAGAGAAGGUUGAAGGAAGAAUAUGA
Yamadazyma jaroonii is the source of this 282-nucleotide messenger RNA. NCBI's taxonomy places the organism in Eukaryota, Fungi, Ascomycota, Pichiomycetes, Serinales, Debaryomycetaceae. The record is from the annotation of a GenBank genome assembly.